UACCCAGGGAUACCUGUGUCAGAAACUAGGUGUAUUAUAGGUGGUGCUUGAGACUCAUUUGUAAUAGUAAAUGAAUCAGAUGAUCCAACCUCCUCCUGAGUAGCACUGGCCAAACCUGUCCCACCUGUUCUCCUGAAACUCUUCUCCUUGUGUAUUGAGACUUCAGGCCGAUAAGGAAACCGAUCUCAAAACUAUCCCGGAUAAGACCCUGUAGUAAGGAAGCACUGAGAAGAUUGUCACUGCUCUGCUGCACGUCUUGUGUGCCUCUAUGAAGAACGAUGUCGCGUUCCCAGAGAAGCGCAAAUAGCAACAGGAUUCCACCGUCCCACAAAUCAUACGAUGAUAGAUCGAGGAGGGAACGACCCAGCCACAAUGGUUCAACAAAUCAAGACCAUCCUAGAUACCAACUUGACCAUGAAAGGAGAGACCGGAGAUCACAUGAAAGGUUGACUUCACAGACACCGGUACGAAGCCAAAAUUCUAGAGCACCAACAGUUGUUUCAGACCAUCAUUCAAGGCACGGUAGACCAUCCCCUUCACAGUACAAUCAUUCUACUCCCAGAAGCCAUGUGGAGAAGCAGACCUUCUCAGAAAAGUGCUCCAAUCUAUGUUCAAGAAGAGGUAUGUUGCAGCUGGUGGAGAUUCUUCUAAACCUGUUGAUCUUGAUAUGUGCUUCAACUACUGAAAGUGCAUCAGCCGGAUUUUCCAGCAUUGGAGGAUUUGGCAGUGCUUACUACUACAGCAUGGGCUAUACUAUGAGUGGAUUUGUAGGGGACGAAGUGAAUCAGGUUGCACAAUUGGACGUACAGUACAGCCGAAUGAAACUGCCCACUAUUUAUGCUGCUGUUGCCAUCAGUCUUCUUAUGCUUACUUUGACAUUGUCAUUUUUGUCAGCCAGUUGCGUGUCUAAUGUUGCCCAUAACAGAAAGCUUUUACUGUCUGAAGUGGUCUUUAAUGUGAUAUCUGCCCUCAUCUAUAUUGUGUGUGUUGCACUCUAUAUUCACUUUAUUGAACAGAUUAACGCUACAGAAUUGUGUAAGCAACGUGCGUCCCUCUACCAUCGUCGUGGCUUCAAUUCCGUGACCUGUGACAUAAUGGGCACAGAGAUGGCAGCAUCUGUGUUUGCUGUGAUUAUCAUAGCCCUAUAUGUUGCUAGUGCAGUGGUUGCAGGUCUGUUAUUGCGAAUUAAAAAAUCUGAUGGAAAAGUCUCGGACUCAGAGGCCUUAAAAAGGACUAAAGAAGAAGACAAUUCCCAACUGUUUAGCCUCACUAAUGAGAAUAUAAAACAGGAAGGAAAUUAAUUUAUUGGACGUAUUAUUUAACAUUCAGUUUUGCUUUGGAUUGUGAUUUUGCAUUCAACACAACAGGAGCUAUCAAUGGUUGAAGACUAGCAGCUGAUAUACACAGACAAACACUUCAUUGCAAAAUGGUGCAUUUUUAGUGCAGAUCUACUACAUUGGGUUUACAUGGUCUUUGUACAAGACCACCCCCCCAAGAAAGAUCACAAUUUACUUUCCUAACAGAAAAUGAAAGGGUCAGUCCACCUAAAAAUUUUGGUAAAUGCUGGAGGAUUAUGCUGGAUACAGACUAUAACUUUCUUUAGAUUUUUUCCUUUUUAAAUUAACUAAAGCCAUAUAAUAUGAGGUCAAACCUAAACACUUUUUGUUUGUAUGCAGUCAGGCAGGCCCUUGCACAAUAUAGUUGUAGGUAAAUCUAACAAAAAAAGAUGUAUAGUGUGUUUCAUUUUCUUAUAUCUCUUAGGCCGCGUACACACGGUCAGACAAAACCGAUGAGAAUGGACCGAGGUUCAGUUUCAUCGGUCCAAACC
Molecule: messenger RNA, 1828 nt
Organism: Rana temporaria (common frog)
Lineage: Eukaryota; Metazoa; Chordata; Amphibia; Anura; Ranidae
Product: MARVEL domain-containing protein 3-like
Exons: 4
Coding region: 279-1301 (340 amino acids)
Cellular component (GO): membrane
Source: RefSeq, a predicted model, not a curated record